UCAAGUUGAGCAAUUAGUCCAAUUAUGCGUCGAUGGCAGCUUGGAUGAGAUCAGGUGAUAAACUAAAACUGGCCUAUCACCACAUGGCCCUAACAUGUAGAAUUAUGGAUAUUGAAGAGGGAGCAUAUAUUUCUAAUCUUUCUUGUAGCAUCAUCAUGUCUAUUUUCUUCUAACACUCAAGAUCCUCUUCUCGACUUCUCCCUCUCCUCGGUCACCAACCUUCCCGAACACGUACUCCACUGCAUCUAUAAAGUCUUUAAAAUUCCCCAGAUCAAUCUUCUUCCGUCCAUUUCUCAUCGAACGGAUCAAGUCACUCUUAAACAGCGAAGACCCAAUGGCAGCCGACCACCAACGGAAUCUGAUCUCGCUGUCGAGUGCAGUGGGUCCCGAUGCACAGUGGCACACGGGGCAUCCAACCAAGCGACAAGAUCCCGUAUCAUAUCAUCUCCUCCCUGCUACCAAGCUCCAACAAAGUCAAGAGAACCUCUCCUCAUCUCCUUCCCCUGCUUCUCCCACGAGCCACGACCAUGGCGGUGUCCAUGGCGAUUUCCAAAGCUCUGACCGCGGGGCGUCCCAACCAUUUGCGACACCGCCUUGCGGUGACGACGAGCUCCCAGCAGGCGCCACCGCUGCGGCUGCCUCUUCUCCCUCGCGGACCAAGCCUCACGCUCGCUUCGCGCCCGCGGAUGCUGCCGGCGAGACCCAGGAUGUCGUCGAGCGAAUCGGACCUGUCCCCGACGCCGCCUUCGGAGCGCACCAUGACGGCCUGGGACCUUGCCAGCCUCUGGAUCGGCCUCGUCGUCGGCGUGCCGUCCUACUACCUCGCCGGCAGCCUCGUGGACCUCGGCAUGUCGGCGCUCCAGGGCGUCGCCACGGUGGCUCUCGCCAACGCCGUCGUCCUGGUCUGCCUCGUGCUCACGGCCGCGCCGGCGGUCACGCACGGGCUGCCGUUCCCGGUGCUCGCGCGCGCCACGUUCGGCGUGCGCGGCGCGCACGUCCCGGCCGUCAUCCGCGCGCUCGUCGGCUGCGGGUGGUUCGGCAUCGAGUCCUGGAUCGGAGGCCGCGCCGUGUUCCUCCUCCUUCCCUCCAGCCUCAAGUCGUACGCGCCGCUGCUUAAGCCGGUGCCCGGCCUGGGCGCGGCGCCGCUGGAGUUCGCGUGCUUCCUGGCCUUCUGGGCCGCGCAGCUCGCCGUCAUCAUGAACGGCAUGGAAGGCAUCCGCAAGCUGGAGAGGUACUCGGCGCCGGUGCUCAUCGUGCUCACCUCCGCGCUGCUCGCCUGGGCCUACGUCUCCGCCGGCGGCUUCGGGCGCGUCCUCUCGCUGCCGCCCAGGCUGACGGGCGCCGAGUUCUGGAAGGUCUUCUUCCCGGCGCUCACCGCCAACGUUGGCUUCUGGGCCACGGUGGCCAUCAACAUCCCGGACUUUGCCCGGUACGCCCGGAGCCAGGCGGACCAGGUGCUCGGCCAGGCAGGGCUGCCGGUGUUCAUGGGCAUGUUCACCUUCGCGGGGCUCGCCGUGACCUCCUCCACGGAGGCCAUCUUCGGCCACGUCAUCUCCGACCCGAUCGAGCUCCUCGGCCGCAUCGGCGGCCCGGCGACCACGGUGCUCGCCAUCUUCGGCAUCAGCCUCGCGACCAUCACGACCAACAUCGCCGCCAACGUCGUCGCGCCUGCCAACGCGUUCGUCAGCAUGAGCCCGCGGAGGUUCACCUUCGCGCAGGGGGCGCUCAUCACCGCGUUGCUUGGCAUCGCCUGCCAGCCAUGGCGGCUGCUCAGCUCCAGCGAGAGCUUCGUCUACACCUGGCUGCUCGGCUACUCGGCGCUCAUGGGGCCCAUAGGAGGCGUCGUCCUCGCCGACCACUACAUCGUGAGGCGCACCGCUUUGGACGUGGACGCUCUGUACUCGGAGGCCAGGGAGAGCCCUUACUAUUUCCAGGGCGGUUUCAACGUUGCCGCGAUGGUGGCAAUGGCGGCCGGAGUUGCGCCGAUCGUGCCAGGAUUUCUGCACAAAGUCGGGGUUCUGCCGAAUGUCUCCAAGGCAUUUGUCUCGGCCUACAACAACGCCUGGUUUGUCAGUUUUUUCGUCGCCGGCGCCGUGUACUGUCUGCUCUGUCGCCGGAGAGGCGGUGAAGUGAAAUACCGAAACAGUUGAUACUAGUGGACUUGCAAAACCUGUUGAUUUCAGUCCGUUUGAGUUUGGGAAUAAAUACUUGUGAUAUAAAGUGGGUUUCAGA
This is a messenger RNA of Brachypodium distachyon (stiff brome), 2232 nucleotides long. RefSeq names its product purine-uracil permease NCS1. Bases 390 to 2150 code for a protein of 586 amino acids. Gene Ontology annotation, cellular component: plasma membrane. The record is from RefSeq and is a predicted model, not a curated record. Gene Ontology annotation, biological process: nucleobase transport; transmembrane transport. The transcript has a single exon. Gene Ontology annotation, molecular function: nucleobase transmembrane transporter activity. NCBI's taxonomy places the organism in Eukaryota, Viridiplantae, Streptophyta, Magnoliopsida, Poales, Poaceae.